Leguminivora glycinivorella is the source of this 1551-nucleotide messenger RNA. RefSeq names its product oxidoreductase UcpA-like. The coding region runs from base 85 to 843 and encodes 252 amino acids. Lineage: Eukaryota; Metazoa; Arthropoda; Insecta; Lepidoptera; Tortricidae. The transcript has a single exon. The record is from RefSeq and is a predicted model, not a curated record.
GCGAUAAGGUAAACACAACGUGCUCAGUGACAACCGCGGGCUGGUUUGAGACAGACGCGUGUAGACUUUAAUACACGUGAACCAAUGGAUUUCACGGGCAAAGUCAUCAUAGUGACCGGGGCUAGCUCCGGUAUCGGAGCUGUGUCUGCAAAAAUGUUUGCCGCGCAUGGAGCUACUGUCACAUUAGUAGGAAGAGAUGAAACAAGACUCCUAGCAGUUGCUAAAGCAUGCGAAGAAGCUAAAGGAAUCAAACCGCUACCACUACAAUUGGACUUAACCGCUGUCAACAGUUGCGUUGUAGUCGCUCAGAAAACUGUAGAAGUCUUCGGCCGAAUAGACAUACUUAUCAACUGUGCCGGGAAGAUCGGAGUAACCUCGCUAUUCGACGCAAACAUGGUGGCUUUCGACGACCUGCUAGCUAUUAAUCUUCGUGUACCAUACGAGCUGACUCAAAAGUGUUUACCGCAUUUAGUGAAAACUAAAGGACGUAUAGUGAAUGUGUUCUCUGCUCCUUUCCGGGCACGGCCAGGGUUUGUCACAUCCAGCGUGAUCGCAGAAGCGUUAGAAAGAUUUACAAAGGUUAGCGCAGUGGAAUUGGCACCUGAGGGUGUCAAAAUGAAUGCAGUACGACCCGGUCUGACUAGAACUAACAUAUUGAAGAACAUAAACAUAGAUGACGAUGAAGCAAACGAUAUGUACGAGGCUCUAGCUGGAAUGGUGCCGUGUAGACAAAUCAUCGAACCUGAUGAAGUGGCAAAGAUGGUGCUUCUGGCCGCUAGUGAUAUGUUCCCUAAUUUAAAUGCAGCGAGUUUUGUGGUCGACGGAGGUGCAUCAGUGGCGUGAAAUUAUUUUAAGUCUUCAUUUGUGGUAUUACUUGUAGCUGUGUUUAUGUUUUUAAGAAAUUUUGUAUGUACUAUGUAGAAUAUUUCUUUGUAUUUAGGUAGGCUUUUUAAAAGUAAACUGUGAAAGUUCGCGAAUGUUUUUGGGCAGAAGUGUUUUAAUUCUGUCGAUGACUAACAAAAAUACUAACGUAUUUUGACAAAAUUACUCACAUGAUAAACCUCAAGGUUUAGUAAAUCGAUGAUAUCAUCGCUAUCAGAAGAUUACUGUAAUAUUAUCAUUCGAAUACACUUUAUCUUCGAAUGUAUUAACGAUAUUGCAGCUUUAUCCUUUUUAUGAUCGAGUAAACAUGUUUGUAUGGUUACGAGGGGUAAGAUUAAGAGUAGUGAUGAAAAGAUAUCCUGUAGUGAAUCGUCAUACUGCUGAUCGUAACCCGAGUGAAAAAAACUAUAUUAGUGACCUUAUCAAUUGUUAUUGGUUCCGCUUUAAUCUUAAUACAUAUUAUAACUGAUCAGUGUGAUCACAUCAUAACUGUUUUGAUUUCAUGCUUUCUUGAAAAUAAACUUCUUAAAAAGUAAGUUGAAUUUGUUGUCAAUAACGUUGUUAACUUGUUACAUACAAUCGCAUUUAUGUGUCAAGAGAAGCGAAUAUUGUCAAGAUAUGUGUAAACACUAGACUGAUACAGUGAAUAAAUUGAAUACAAAAAGCAUC